This is a messenger RNA of Closterium sp. Naga37s-1, 1428 nucleotides long. NCBI's taxonomy places the organism in Eukaryota, Viridiplantae, Streptophyta, Zygnematophyceae, Desmidiales, Closteriaceae. The record is from the annotation of a GenBank genome assembly.
AUGUGCUCUUCUGACCUCCAUUACCUGCCAGACAGCCGGAUCAAGGUCGUGAUUCACGCACAGAUUUUCCUUUUGUUCCUCUCAUUUCUCUGCUCCUCUGCCUCCCUACCUCCCUCUGCCUCCCUACCUCCCUCUGCCUCCCUACCUCCCUCUGCCUCCCUACCUCCCUCUGCCUCCCUACCUCCCCCCUCUGCCUCCCUACCUUCCUCUGCCUCCCUACCUCCCUCUGCCUCCCUACCUCCCCCCUCUGCCUCCCUACCUCCCUCUGCCUCCUUUUACCUCUCCCUCCUUCCUCCGCUUCCCCCCCCAGAUCAACGAGUGGAAGCAGCAGAGGCUGCAGCGAGUGCUGGUGGAUUAUCUGCUGAGGGAAGGGCACUUGGAGACUGCUGGGAAGAUGGCCCUAGAACUACAAUUGCAGAGGAGAUCUUCUCCCCUCCGCCAUUCCCCUCCGCCAUUCCCCUCCGCCAUUCCCCUCCGUCAUUCCCCUCCGCCAUUCCCCUCCGCCAUUCCCCUCCGCCAUUCCCCUCCGCCAUUCCCCUCCGCCAUUCCCCUCCGCCAUUCCCCUCCGCCAUUCCUCUCCGCCAUUCCCCUCCGCCAUUCCCCUCCGCCAUUCCCCUCCGCCAUUCCCCUCCACCAUUCCUUUCACCAUACCCCUCCUCCCUCGUUUGUGUUGGAGGAGUGGGUGGACAGUGGCGUGAGUGGGUGGACAGUGGCGUGUACGAGAGCAUGCUUGCUAUCUCCUCUGCUCUGCACCAGCAGGACUGUGCGCCCGCCCUGCACUGGUGCUCCCAGCACCGCUCCCGCUUAAAGCGCCUUAAGAGCGACCUAGAGUUUCGGCUGCGAGGGCAAGAGUUUAUAGAGAGGGUGCGGCAGGGGCAGUUGAAGGAGGCAGUGGGGUAUGCGCGCGCUCACCUCGCCCCCUUUGCUGCGUCGCACCUGCCACAGCUGCAGCAGAUUCUUGCCACCCUCGCACUCCGCUCCUCCACCCAGUGCCCCAAGUACAAGGCCCUCUUCGCCCACUCACAGUGGGACGCACUACAGCAACUGUUCCAUCGCACUGCGUGUGACCUGCAUGGCCUGCCGCACCCCCCUCUGCUGCACAUCUACAUGCAAGCUGGGCUCUCAGUGCUCAAAACCCCGCUGAGUUAUGAGCCCGGGUGUCCCAAGGCGGACCCUCUCUCGCACGCCUCCUUCCGCCACCUUGCGCUGCCGCUGCCCCUCUCCAAGCGCAACCACUCCCAGCUCGUCUGCCGCAUCUCCCACCGAGUCAUGGACUAUCACAACCCGCCGCUUGUGCUGCCCAAUGGAUACGUGUACAGCAAGCAGGCCAUGGAGGAAAUGGCACGGCGCAGCAACGGGCUGGUGACAUGCCCAAGGUCAGGAGAGACGUACCACUACAGCCAGCUUGUGAAAGCCUUCAUCUUUUGA